Molecule: messenger RNA, 1617 nt
Organism: Phoenix dactylifera (date palm)
Lineage: Eukaryota; Viridiplantae; Streptophyta; Magnoliopsida; Arecales; Arecaceae
Product: mRNA-decapping enzyme-like protein
Biological process (GO): positive regulation of catalytic activity; deadenylation-dependent decapping of nuclear-transcribed mRNA; deadenylation-independent decapping of nuclear-transcribed mRNA
Cellular component (GO): P-body
Molecular function (GO): enzyme activator activity; mRNA binding
Source: RefSeq, a predicted model, not a curated record
GAAUCCCCCCAUCCCAUCAAUAAAAACUCUCCAUAUUUUCUUCUCCAAUUUUGGUUUCGUUCUCAUACUUUUUCCUUCCCCUUCUCUCUCACCACCUCUAUACCUUUAUAUGUUCGACCGAUUCGAAACCCUUUCAGGUCUUUCUCGCGGGAGAUGAGCCCCUUUCGAUCCUCUCAGAAUUAAAGGUUAGGGUUAGGGAUUAGGGGUUAAGGGUUAGGGUUUGGGAUUGGGUCUGCAAGGAUGUCGCAGAACGGGAAGCUGAUGCCCAACCUCGAUCAACACAGCACCAAGGUGCUCAACCUCACCGUCCUCCAGCGGAUGGAUCCCUCCGUGGAGGAGAUCCUGAUGACCGCCGCCCACGUCACUCUUUACGAAUUUAACAUCGAUCUCAACCAAUGGAGCCGCAAGGACGUGGAAGGAUCGCUCUUCGUCGUUAAGAGGAAUGCACAGCCUAGAUUUCAGUUCAUUGUCAUGAACCGACGCAACACAGAUAACCUGGUGGAGGAUCUCUUGGGAGAUUUUGAGUAUGAAGUCCAGGCUCCAUAUCUGUUAUACCGAAAUGCAGCUCAGGAAGUUAAUGGAAUAUGGUUUUACAACUCAGAUGACUGUGAAGCAAUCGCAAAUCUUUUUAGCAGGAUACUUAGUGCAUAUUUCAAAGUCCCUCCGAUGCCUAAAGUAUCUUCAACGAAAAGCAGUGAGUUUGAGGAACUGGAAGCUGUUCCUAGUUUAUCUGUCAUUGAAGGUCCGUUAGGGCCACCAAUGUCAUCUGCUGCCCCAUCAGUUCCAGAUGUUCCUGAUGAUUCAUUUGUGAAUGUCUUCAGUGCAGCUGUGAGUAUUGGACAUGCAUCAAAUGCAGUUAUUGCAGCACAACCACAACAACCUUCUGCACCUAUCCCUGUAUCUUCGCGCACACUAAGUGCCACUCCAUCCCCAUUGCCAACAAUACAAUCCACCUCUACUCUGCCAACCUCAUCCACUCCUGUGAUGCCGCUCCAUGAUGCUCAUGAAUCCAGCAGUGGCAGUGAGAGUCAUGCUACAAAUCUUGUUAAACCUUCACUUUUUUCAGCUACACCAUCUUCUGCAUUGAUGAUGCCACCAAUUUCAUCUUCCAUGCCAACUGCCCCACCACUUCAUCCUCCUGUGACCAUGCAGCACCCAUAUGGUCCUCUAUUACUUCAAUCCUUUCCACUGCCUACUCCACCUUCUUCACUCACUCCAGCUCCAAACUAUGGCCCAGUUGUUACAAGAGACAAAGUCCAUGAUGCAUUGUUGAGGCUUGUUCAGAAUAACCAAUUCAUUGAUAUGGUAUAUCGGGAGAUGCUGAAUGCACAUUAUUCAUGAUCGACGGUCAAGUUCACACGGAUGCUCAUUUGUUCAUUAAGCCUCCUUAUCUUGUGCUUUAAAGAUAGGCCGUUGUAAAUCAUUGAGUGGUAGCUAGCUAGUCGUGGGAACCUUUUUCACAUAGCUUUUUCUUAUUUGCCAACAGAAGACUGAAUGUGUAAUUGGCUUAAGAAAUUUGCUAAAUGUGUAAAUAUAGUACGUGUGUUUGCCACAUGCGAACUUCAAAAAUCGCGUCCAGAACUGACCAUCUUUAAGUUCUCGCUCGAGGGCAGCCAA